This is a messenger RNA of Coffea arabica (coffee), 396 nucleotides long. The record is from RefSeq and is a predicted model, not a curated record. Lineage: Eukaryota; Viridiplantae; Streptophyta; Magnoliopsida; Gentianales; Rubiaceae.
AUGAAUACUAAUGCCACAUUUCUUAUUGUUGCGGUCUCUGUAGCUGCUGGAAUUCUAAUCUUGUGUUGCUUAUGCAAUAUUGGACGCAAAAAGAAGCAGCUGCCUGGAGCAUCACAGGCUAGGCAGAGUGCUCCACGGCCACCAUCGUAUUAUGAUGUUGAGAAGGGUCAAACUGCUAAAACUAGUGCCAUUAGAGAUGGGGGAAUGGCUAUUUUGGGAGCAGCAGCAGCAGUUGCAGCUGCCACUAUUGCAGCAGAAGCAGUGUUUGGAGGUGGUGGCGGAGGUUGCGAUGAUAGUGGUACAGGUGGCGGACAUGGCAGUGGGGGUGGUUGUGGUGGUGGGGGUGGUUGUGGAGGAGGAGGAGGCUGCGGAGGAGGGGGCUGUGGUGGUUGCUGA